CUGAUCGGCGUACACGUUAUUAAGUUUUGCUCAUUACCGAGAGAGUGCGGUCUCGAGCUUCGUCAUUACUUCGUUCACAUCAGAUUUUGCACUAAUUACGUGCUUUGUCAAGAAUCAUUUCAUUGAUUAGAAAAAUUCUACGUCGAUUGCAUUUCCACAUCAAACCGCUAUUCAGAUCGAUUACGGUGACGAACUAUAAAAUGAUAGCUGAUAAAAAUGCAUUUGAUGUUGAAAUGGUUACUCCUGAUGAUGAUGAUUCUACAUUUAACAAUAUGUCCACAAGUUCAGGUCAAACUUCGGGCACUCAACUUCUAGACGCUUCCAUUGAGGAUGUUCGUAAUAAGAAGAACACUAUGGACUCAAAGAUUGAUUGGGUUAUCAGCCUAAUAAACAAAGUGGAAUAUGAAGAAAAAGCUGCAGAACAAGCAAAACAUGAAGCUGAUCACAGUUGCUCAGAUAUUAUGUUAAAGGUGCAUGAACUUACGGAUAGGCAGCAAUGUGUAAAGAAGAAAAAUGACAUGCUUGCUAGAGAAGCUUAUGUACAUAAGAAACUUUUAUCUACUAAAAUGGAGUCGCUUCAGCUUCAUGUGACAAGUUUAUUGGAUAAAGGAGAUAGAUCUCUUGAAUUACUUGAUAAGAUGAGUAGAUCCUUGGAGGUAAGAUUGACUUCGGCAAUAAUGAAAAAGAAGUCGGCAAUAAAAAAGAAGCAAGGAAACGAAGCAUUUGCUAGAGCGGCACUUGUACAAGCAGAAACUCGGAUGGCAAAGGUGGAAGAAGAGUCCAAUAGACUGAAACAAGAAGCAGUGGAGAUUUCCAAGUUGCAGGAGUUCCUCAUAGAUCGCGGUCAUUUAGUCACUUUGUUACAUGGAGAAAUAUCUGUUAAGUGUCAGGAUGUGAAACAGCUAAAAGAGGAACUGGACCAGCUGGUGCUGCCAGGUGGAAAAACGUCAUCUAGCAAAAUAUCGUCUGUUUUAGCUUCUUCAAGUUCCUCUUUAGUGUCUUCUAUACAGCCUGAGCCAGCUGAUUCGGAAAAGGGCUCAAGUUCUGGGACAGAUAUUACUAGAAGUAUCAAGAAAGUGAAGAUAAAAGGCAAACUGCAUGGAUUUCAGGUGAAGAUAAAACGAAAACUAUAUGGAAAUCAAACGUUUGCUAAAUGUAUUAAGAAAGUGAAAUUAAAAGGCAAACUACAUGGAAAUGAAAUGUUUGCUAAAAGUAUCAAGAAAAUGAAGAUAAAAAGCAAACUGCAUGGAAAUCAGAUAUGUGCUAAAAGUAUCAAGAAACCGAAGAUAAAAGGCAAACGACAUGGAAGUCAUGUGGGCGCUAAAAGUAUCAAGAAAUUGAAGAUAAAAGGCAAACGAGAUGGACGCCAAGUGUGUGCUAGAAGUAUCAAGAACUUGAAGAUACAAGGCAAACGGCAUAGAAGUCAAAUUUGUGCUAAAAGUAUCAAGAAAGUGAAGAUAAAAAUCGAACUGCAUAGAAACCAACUAUGUCCCAAAAGUGCCGAGAAAUUAAAGAUAAGAGGGAAACAGCAAGGAUAUCAAAUGUGUGCUAAAAGUAUCAAGAAAGUGAAGAUAAAUGGGAAGCAGCAAAGAUGUCAAAUUUGUGUUAAUAGUAUCAAGAAAGUGAAGAUAAAAGGUCUGCAAGUGGUAUAAAAAAGGAUGGCAGCUGCAGAUCACAAAGACUAAGUCUGAUGGUUCCAGAGCGCCAACAGUACUGAAACAUACAUUCCAAUGGUCGAGGGGUCAUAUCUGUCUUCACAAAGAGAUGAAUAAGUUGAUUUUUUGACAUAUGAUCCACAAAAAGUAUGACACCUAUACAUUCACAUUAAUGAUCGUUCAAACAAUUAUCGGUGGAAAACGAUGUUGACUCGUAUGUGGACAGAUACCACCCAUUUUGGUGCAUGUGCGACUUAACUAUGUAGAAAAAACAACUCCUUGCACAUUUUGUGUAUGAAUGAAAGAGUUUGUCAUUCCAUU
Messenger RNA from Helianthus annuus (common sunflower), 1976 nucleotides. RefSeq lists its product as uncharacterized. NCBI's taxonomy places the organism in Eukaryota, Viridiplantae, Streptophyta, Magnoliopsida, Asterales, Asteraceae. Bases 201 to 1652 code for a protein of 483 amino acids. The transcript has 8 exons. The record is from RefSeq and is a predicted model, not a curated record.